UCAGAGAUAGCCAGUGCUUGCCGCAACCGGGGGUUGUGGAUCCAGGCCGAUUGAUUAUUAGCAGAUUCCCUUGAGCGGGUUUGUCCCAAGUAACAGGGAGUGUGUCAGGAAGAUGGCACUGGGAAGACUCUCGAUUGUGCUGUUGAUAGUUGUUCAUGCAUGCAGCGUUUUUUCCCAAAACGACCCAGCAUGCAUCACUACUACUGGCCAGGAAGGAUUCUGUGUGCCGAUCGAACGUUGUUGGAACGUCUACAGCGCUGUAAAGUCGCGCAGACCCCUGACUACGGGGCUCAAAAAUUAUUUGAAUGGUAUUGCUUGUACACGCCCUGAUGUUAUGCGAACCGUUUGCUGCGUGCCAUCGGAAAUCGAUCCACCAGCCCCUAAAAUUGAACCGACCUCACUACCGACGACAGUUUGUGGCAUAAGUGGAUACAACCGUUUAGAUGGAACUAAUUUGUCUCAUUUGUUCGAGCAUCGGUGGAUGGCUCUGCUGCGAUACAUGCGGAACGAUGAGCUGGUGGAUGGUUGCGGUGGUUCGCUGAUCAACAAUCGCUACGUAUUAACGGCAGCACAUUGCGUUCGUACACCGAGCGAUUUGAAGCUAUCCAAAGUCCGCCUUGGGGAGCACGAUAAAUCGAAAACCCUUGACUGUAAUGUGUAUUUCAACGACGAUCGGGAAUGUGCCGAUCCUCCAAUCGAUGUUGACAUAGAGUCGACGAUCGUACACAGCGAGUACAACAGCCCGAUUCAGUUCCGGCAUGAUAUAGCUUUGAUUCGGUUGGCACAAGAUGUCCAAUAUAGUCACAGCUUUAUUUUCACCACAGAUUCCAUCAUACCCAUUUGCUUACCGAUCAGAGAGGAUGUUCGGAAUAAAAUUGUAUCAAGAUACAUCCUGACCGGCUGGGGCACGACUGAACAGCAAACGUUGUCCGAUAUUUUAAUGCAGGUAUCCUUAAACCACGUACCCGUAACAGAAUGCCAACAAAAAAUGAAGGAAAAUGGGCUCAGUAUAGAUCUUUCGGAGGAGUAUCAAUUUUGUGCUGAAGGUAGAGAGCUGGUUGACUCCUGCAAGGGUGAAUCAGGUGGACCGUUGGCUAGUGCCAUGAAUCUCGAAGGUCUCAGAUUCGUUCAAUACGGUAUCGUAUCGACCGCGGGAGUUUCUUGCGGGAAUCUAAGCGUCCCGGGAAUUUACACUCGAGUAUCUAGCUACAUGAACUGGAUAGUGGAGAAUAUGCAACCAUGA
This is a messenger RNA of Anopheles darlingi, 1243 nucleotides long. Its product is annotated as serine protease grass-like. The transcript is spliced from 4 exons. Gene Ontology annotation, molecular function: serine-type endopeptidase activity. The coding region runs from base 113 to 1243 and encodes 376 amino acids. The record is from RefSeq and is a predicted model, not a curated record. Lineage: Eukaryota; Metazoa; Arthropoda; Insecta; Diptera; Culicidae. Gene Ontology annotation, biological process: proteolysis.